UGACUUGGCCAAGAUGUACUAUUGCCAAAAAGGACACCAGUUUGAGGUUGUAUUUUUUUAUUUAAUUUUUUUCAUGUACAAUCAACAAUGUACGUACUUACCCGGUCACUUGAUGAGAACAGACAUGUCGAGGGGCUUGUGGUUGCAGAGGUUUUAGGUCUGCUGUCAGGUCAUCCAUUUUUAAAAUGCAUAAAAAUGUAAACUCUAUCUUUAAACUUAUCUCAAAGGACACCGUUGUCAUUCUUUGGCAACAAAAUGCCACAAGAUGGCACCGAAAUACUUUUAGCUUAAUCGAGAAUACUGUAUCUGGGGAGACAAGAUUACAAAUGAGAGUUUCUAAAAUGCUGUAGAUCAAGAUCGCAAAUAGAUUCCUUAGAGAUAAGGUGAGAAGCUGGGUCAUCCGGGAGGGGCUCAGAUUUGAGCCGCUUCUCCUCCACAUCGAGAGGAGCCAGAUGAGGUGGCUCGGGCAUUUGAUUAGGAUGCCUCCUGAAUGCCUUCUUGGUGAGGUGUUCCGGGCACGUCCCACCGGCAGAAGGCCCCGGGGACAACCCAGGACACGCUGGAGAGACUAUUGUUACCAAGCUGGCUUGGGAACGCCUCAGGAGAAGUGGCUGGGGAGAGGGAAGUCUGGGUUUCACUGCUAAAGCUGCUGCCCCCGUGACCCGACCCCAGAUAAGCGGUAGAAAAUGGAUGGAUGGCAAACAGAGGAGGGAAAACACAGAGGGUACUAACAUUGAACAAACUACAGGUAGUAACUCUGGUAAUUGUGUGUUGCAGCUACUAAAACGCCAGCGCAGUGUCAGCGUGCCAGGAGCAAACCCCCAGGUUUACCUGGCUGCCUUAGAAACAUCCAAAAACUACCUCAGACCCCAGAUGGAGAGAGCACCCUGCUUCACGUCAUCCAAGAGAGGUACGGCAGACUGGUUCGGUGUAAGCAAAGACGGCGAGAGCAGCCAGCGAUGGAGGAGGAAGAGCCUGCAGCAUUGCAGUCAUCUCUACGGUGGGCUAAAGGCUCAGGUGAUGAGGGGCAUGGAGCUGACCAGCCAAGACAACCUCUCCCUGGCCAGCACUGAGACCCCUCCACCCCUUUAUCUCACGCCACACCACCCUAGUCACCAUCACAAUGGCAUGCAGAGGAUUGUGGACCCCCUUGCUCGUGGUCGCGCCUUCCGUACGGUGGAAGAGGUAGAUGGCUUCGGCGCGCCGCCGACUCACACCAACGCCUGCACGGCUUCGCUAUGCUCCUUUUCCAGCUCCCGCUCGGCCCUCAGCAUGUUGCCACGGCGACGCAAACGGGAGUCGGUUGCCGUCAUGAGCCUCAAAGCUGCCUCGGCGUUGAUGAAGGGCCGUGCAUUAGGUGAAAGCGGCGCAGGACGGUACCGCAAGCGGAGUUUCCUGCCCUCUAGUUUCUUUGAAGAUGACACGCUGGACUUCCCCGAUUAUCUGGACACGUCUUUCUUCACUGGGGAGGGUCUACCGGAUGAGCUUUCCACCUAUGCGGAUGAAGUUUUCGAGACGGCAUCGGAGGCCGCGCACCGUCAAUCGGAUGAGGGCGAGCUCACCGGAAGUGCGCUGGAUAGGAACGAACUGGAGAGAAGUCACCUGAUGCUGCCAUUAGAGCGAGGAUGGCGCAAAGCAAAAGACGGAUCACUCGUCCAACCCAAGGCGCGCGUAAAUCAAGAAGUGGUGGGUCGGCAGCGUGGGCAAAGGAUCCCCUUGCCCGUCGAGAAGCUGUUCACCCGAGAGCAGAAGAGGCCUUACGGGCUCGGCAUGGUCGGCCGUCUCACCAACCGAACAUACCGAAAGCGCAUCGACAGCUUUGUCAAGAGACAGAUUGAAGACAUGGACGAUCACAGGCCUUUCUUCAGCUACUGGAUCACAUUCGUCCAUCUACUCGUCACCAUCUUGGCUGUCAGCAUCCACGGCAUCGCUCCAGUGGGCUUUUCCCAACAUGAAACUGUGGAUUCUGUGUUAAGGAACAAAGGUGUGUACGAAAAUGUGAAAUUUGUGCAACAACAAAAUUUCUGGAUUGGUCCAAGCUCAGAGAAGCUGAUCCAUCUGGGAGCCAAAUUUUCCCCUUGCAUGCGUCAAGAUCGAGAGAUUCACAAACUAGUGCAGGAGAAGAGGGACAAAGAGAGAGAGUCGGGCUGCUGCGUGAGGAACGAUCGCUCGGGGUGUUUGCAGACUUUGCAAGAGGAAUGCUCGACCACCUUGGCAUUGUGGGUCAAGUGGCCGCAGCACCCCAGCGCUCCUUCUUUGAAUGGUAAAUUACGUCAAUAUGGUGCUGUUUGCCAUCAGGAUCCCAGAAUUUGUCAGGAGCCUGCCUCUAUUUCGCCUCAUGAGUGGCCUGAAGACAUCACCAAGUGGCCGAUUUGCACGCGGUACAGUUUUGUGAACCACACCAAUCUUCCCCACAUAGAUUGUGCCAUCACAGGCCGGCCCUGCUGCAUCGGAACUAAAGGGCGAUGUGAAAUCACUUCCAGAGAAUACUGUGACUUCAUGCACGGCUACUUCCAUGAAGAAGCCACUCUCUGUUCACAGGUGGCGUGCAUGGAUGACGUAUGUGGCCUCCUGCCUUUUCUCAACCCUGAGGUCCCAGAUCAGUUUUCCCGACUGUGGCUGUCCCUCUUCCUUCACGCUGGGAUUCUUCACUGCCUGGUGUCAGCGUUGUUCCAAAUGACAGUGCUUCGAGAUCUGGAAAAGCUAGCUGGCUGGCUGCGGAUCUCCAUCAUCUACAUGCUUAGUGGCAUCACAGGCAACCUGGCGUCGGCUAUUUUUCUGCCUUACAGAGCGGAGGUCGGUCCUGCGGGCAGCCAGUUUGGCAUCCUGGCGUGUCUCUUUGUGGAGCUUUUUCAGAGCUGGCAGAUCCUUGAGCGACCAUGGCGGGCGUUUGGAAAGCUCUUUGCCAUCUCCGUAUUUUUCUUCUCCUUCGGUUUGCUGCCUUGGAUCGAUAAUUUUGCCCACGUCUGCGGUUUUGUUUCGGGAUUCUUCUUAUCCUUUGCCUUCUUACCAUACAUCAGUUUUGGGCGCUCAGACAUGUACCGCAAGAGGGUCCAGAUCUGUGUAUUCCUGCUGGUUUUCGUAGCUCUGCUCUCCUCCCUGGCCGUCCUCUUCUACGUUUACCCCGUGAAGUGCGACUGGUGCGAAUACCUCACUUGUAUCCCCAUCACGGACAAGUUCUGUGAGAAGUAUGACUUGAACGCAAACCUCCUUUGACUCAUGUCGGCUGCUUUGGACGCACCGCGGGUUCGUGGGGACACGGGAUGUGCCGCGGCGUUUGAAAUGAAGAGAUUCAAGUGCAAAAUCUUUGCGAGACAUUUUUGUAAGGUACUGUCUCGCAUGAAAAAACAAAAUUCAACCCAAA
This is a messenger RNA of Hippocampus zosterae (dwarf seahorse), 3364 nucleotides long. It is a transcript of the gene rhbdf1b, whose product is annotated as rhomboid 5 homolog 1b (Drosophila). Gene Ontology annotation, molecular function: serine-type endopeptidase activity. The transcript is spliced from 17 exons. Gene Ontology annotation, cellular component: endoplasmic reticulum membrane. NCBI's taxonomy places the organism in Eukaryota, Metazoa, Chordata, Actinopteri, Syngnathiformes, Syngnathidae. The coding region runs from base 691 to 3216 and encodes 841 amino acids. The record is from RefSeq and is a predicted model, not a curated record. Gene Ontology annotation, biological process: regulation of epidermal growth factor receptor signaling pathway; regulation of protein secretion.